AUGAGUAUAAAAGGAUUGAAACAAACUAAAUUACUUUUAAUUGGAGAAACAGGUGUUGGUAAAAGUUCAUUAGGUAAUUUUAUUUUAAAGAAGAAUGUUUUUAAGGGUUGUGAUAGUCUAAAUUCAGAAACAAAAGAUGCUGUUGGAUAUUUUGGAGAAGGUGAUAGAAGUGAUAUAUUUGUUGUUGAUACUCCUGGUCUUAAUGAUACUAGUGGUUUUGACAGUAAAAAUAUUCAAACUAUUUUCAAUUGUGUUAAAGCUACAGGAUUACAAGGAAUUGUAUUAACAAUGGAUUAUAAUAAUCUUAGAUUUUCUACCAAUCUUAAAUAUAUUAUUAAAUUUAUAUAUGAUAUUUUCGAAUUUAAAGAUAUUUGGAAACAUGUAUGUAUUGUAUGGACUAAAUGUUAUAAUGAUCUCUCAGAAAGGAGAAUUGAAAAAGCUAAAAUUGAGAAAAAUAAAAUCAAAGAAGAAAUAAUUAAAUUUAUUAAACAAACAAAUAAAACAAAUGAAAAUAUUAAUAUUCCAAUGUAUUUUGUAGAUUCACAACCAGAAGAAGAAGAUUAUAAUACAAAAUCAGAAGAAGAUGAUGAUAAUACAAGAUCAGAAAAAGAAAUAGAAAAAUUACUCAAAUGGGCAAGAGGAUUACCAUCAAUUGAUAAAGAAGAAAUCAAUAAAUUAAUAGGCGAAUUUAAAGGCAUUGAAUAUGAAGAAAAAGAAGAAGAAGAUGAAAUAAUAGAAGAAACAAAAGAUACUAUAACAUAUAAAAUAAUAAAAUAUAUAAGAUUUAAGAAAAUAAAAUAUAAUGGAGAAUUUAUUUGUGGUGAACCUACUGAAAUUAGUAGCAGAAUUAUAACAGAAAAGAAAUCUAACAAAGAAUCAUCAGACUGUGUAGUGAUGUAA
Entamoeba dispar SAW760 is the source of this 900-nucleotide messenger RNA. RefSeq lists its product as uncharacterized. Bases 1 to 900 code for a protein of 299 amino acids. The transcript has a single exon. NCBI's taxonomy places the organism in Eukaryota, Evosea, Mastigamoebida, Endamoebidae. The record is from RefSeq and is a predicted model, not a curated record. Gene Ontology annotation, molecular function: GTP binding.